Molecule: messenger RNA, 738 nt
Organism: Colletotrichum fioriniae
Lineage: Eukaryota; Fungi; Ascomycota; Sordariomycetes; Glomerellales; Glomerellaceae
Source: RefSeq, a predicted model, not a curated record
AUGGACUACACAACCAAAAUCCGAUCCACCCUCCAAACCCAAUCCUUUCCGAUCCCUUCCCUCCCCUGGACCACAAGCCUGACCUCGCGCGUCCCGACCCCCCCGCUCCCCUCCCUCAUCGCGACCGCCAAAGCCCGCCUCCUCGCCUCGGACCUCACGACGCCAGGCCUGCUCGACCCCUCCGCCACCGCGAGCCUCCCCACCGCAAACCCUGAGCUGUCCGAAUCGAUCCUGCAGCGAGAGGUUCCCUGCCAGGUCCUCGACGUCGAGAACCUGAGCCUCUCGCGCUGGGAACAGGUCGAGGAGCUCGAGGCCGUCGCGAGGGGGGAACAGACGACGGGGCGGAGGGUCGUGAGGCUUGCUGCUGCGGCUGAUGAGCCCGAGUAUGAUAAUAUCGACGAGGGCAGCGGCGGCGGUGGUGGGGUGGGUAGUAGAGUUACGCAACCGCAACAGCAGCAGCAGCAGCGACGGAACGCUACGCACCGGCUGGUACUGCAAGACUUCAAAGGCACCAAAAUUUACGCGCUGGAGCUCAGACGGGUAGACAAGAUUGGGAUCGGGAGCACGACUAUCGGCGAAAAGAUUGUGCUCAAGAAGGGGACGGUCGUGGCGAGGGGCACUGUGUUGCUGGAGCCGGAUAAGUGCGUGAUGCUUGGGGGCAAGGUCGAUGCGUGGCAAAAGGCAUGGAUCGAAGGGCGGAUGGCGAGAUUGAAGGAGGCUGUCGAAGCGGAAAGGUGA